AUGGGGCCAAACACCAAGAAAGACAGCUUCAAUGAUGACGAGAAUGCUAUACUUCACCGUCCGACACCAAUGAAACGAGUGGCGAACGUAGGGCAUUACUUCAACAAAGUCGUGCGACGUCCACUGGCGGAGAAACCACUUGCUGGGAAGCGGCUUCGAGACGACGCAGUUGACUUCAGAGCAGUACCAACAACAAUCAAGCGUCAGAAGAACGUCGAGGAAGGACGCACCGUCAAAGAGCCCAUCGAGGUUGAAGAGGAAGCAGGCAUCCCUCCACUUGCGCCACACAGCACGCAAACUGCAGGCGUUCCUGGCUCGGCUCCAGGCGAAGGAGCUAUCGAGAUAAUGGAUUUCGAAACAGAAGAUUUCAUGACCGAUGCGCAACUACGCAGUCAUCUUCGCAAAUUGAGCCUCGAACAAACGAAGAAGGAUGCAUUGAAGCUGAAAGAACGUACAUCCAUGGCUCUGUACCAGAGUCACAAUCCACCAUUCCGCUGUGCGUCCGGCCAGAGCGUUGAACUCGCAGACGGGUCGUUCCUUCGUAUCAUGGAGGUACUGAGAGACGGCCACGGAAAGGUGUUUCUCACAGGACAGAAGUUCGUUAGACAGAGCUCGGUGGGCUCAUGGAUGCGCAAAAAUCGCAAUGAGCUCGUGCUCAUACGAAAGAUUCCCCUGACAACAGGAGAGUUAGACCCAUGGAAGUUCGUGGAUGAAGUCACGAUCGGCGAAGUUCGACGAAAUCGCAAGAUCAUCCUCACCAAUCAAUCGUUUCCGAGUAUCAGCAUACGCGAGGACGCUAAAGCAUUCGCUACGGCGCAAGAGGACAUCGAGCUUGGCCCGCUCUUCUGUCGUUGGGCUUACACAACAUAUGUCAACGAGCGCAGACAAUCUGUUGAGUAUAUCCUUGAACGACUUAACCAUGAUAACGCGGACAACACUGUCCGGCCAACCUCCAACAGUGCCACUGCAAAACCAACACGCGUUCGUCACAGUGAAAUCCGCGCCGCAUGGCGGAAUUGCGACACAAGUAUGGGUGGCAGCCAUUAUGAAGUUCAACACUCGACAAAUUUCGAUGGCUCGGCACAGUCGUCUCGUGUUCAGACAUACACGUUUGGAGAUGCAUUCUGCGGUGCUGGUGGCACAUCAAGAGGUGCCGUUGAUGCCGGACUAAAGCCUCUGUGGGGCUUCGAUCUCUGCCCGUCAGCGAUGCAAUCCUACCGCCGCAAUUUUGGCCAUCACGGUGUCGACUGUCGUGGCGAGUCUGUUCAAGAGUUCAUUUCUAAUCAUCUCCUCAGACUUGUUGAGUUCGAUGGCGUGCAGGUUGACAUCCUACAUAUCAGUCCUCCCUGCCAGCCAUUCUCACCUGCGCAUACGAUUCCAUCCUUUGAGCGUGACGAAGCAAAUCAAGCUGCCUUGCCAUCUAUUUGGCAUCUGGUCGAGCUAUUGAAGCCGAGGGUUGUCACUAUCGAGGAGACCGAGGGCCUGUACUCCAGACACAAAGAGUGGCUUCAUCUAAUUAUCAAUACCUUUGCCUGUCAUGGUUAUAGCGUACGCUGGAAGCUCCUACAUUGCCAGCACUAUGGUGUGCCCCAGAACCGAAAGCGUCUCCUCAUUAUAGCAGCUGGUCCGGGAGAAACUCUGCCUCCGUUCCCAGAGCCUACACACGGUGUCGAAGGUACACGUCUCAAGCCGCUGGCGACCAUCAACAGCACCAUUGGCAACAUCCCAGCUAACGCUGAAGACCACGACGUGGACGUGAAGUUCGCUACGAACGAGCCUAAAGCUCCGUUCGAUGGCAAUACGCACGCCAGAUGUGUCACAACGAAUGCUGGUCAAUACAACUAUCAUCCCUCUGGUAAACGUCCCUACACGAUUCGAGAACUGGCUCGACUCCAGACCUUCCCGUUGUACCACUCCUUUGCGGGUGCAAAGGGCAUUACGGAGAAGAAGCGUCAGGUCGGUAAUGCCGUACCACCCAUCCUGGCCAAGGUCGUGUUCAAAUCGAUCGUUAAAUCGUUGAAGGAUAGCGAUGCAAAGGAGGCGAAUGAACGACAAGUUUGA
Messenger RNA from Cyphellophora attinorum, 2061 nucleotides. RefSeq names its product Modification methylase HphIA. The transcript has a single exon. The record is from RefSeq and is a predicted model, not a curated record. Gene Ontology annotation, cellular component: nucleus. Lineage: Eukaryota; Fungi; Ascomycota; Eurotiomycetes; Chaetothyriales; Cyphellophoraceae. Bases 1 to 2061 code for a protein of 686 amino acids. Gene Ontology annotation, molecular function: methyltransferase activity.